GAGUUCAACGGCGUUAGAGGUUACAGCCAAUUACCCGCCUUCAAACGACAAUGGAAGAGGGAAAAUUCCUGGAAUGUCUGAUAUUGCGGGCUUCCCCAUCGCGCGAAACGGGGUAGAAAAUCUAGGUGCCGUAUCAAUCCAUGGAAUUUCAGAAGAAUUGCUGCGAUUUCUGUUGUUGGGAUCCGGCCGGCUGCAUCUGAACCGGUCCACGAAUCUGCGCAACCAGGAGAUCCAAGGGUUUCGAUACCAUAACAGAAGGCGCUUGAGGAAGACCAGCCGUUUUGAAUUGGGAUCGAAACCGUUGAAUUGGUGUCGGGCCGGCGGCACUGAUUGCAGCUUUCCCGCAGAGAUCUUGGGGAAUUUGGCUGUUCCUCACUGGGGAAGGCGACAAUUGAAGUUUGAGGAGAGAUUACAGAGGAGAUUAAGGUUUUGGUUACUUUUUCUGUUCUAAAGAAGCUACUGGGAGCGGCCACUAUGGCUUUCUCGAUGACCCCAUUGCUGAAUGGAGAGAGAGCCGUGGUCCUGUUCUUCGUCACCAGCGUAUUGGUUUCUCUCCCGUUAUCCCUCCUCUAUCAUGGUCUUGCUCUCUCUCUUCUGACCCUGUCCGCUCUUUUCAUUGAGAUCCAAGCUGAGACUUAUAAUUCUCUCCUUCAAUUUAAGACCAGACGAGGUGCUUCAUCGGGAAUACUAUUAGGAGCAGUUACACUGCCUGCCACAAUGCUCGCUAAGAUGAUUCAACUUACCAGAGCUUUCACAUCUAAUGACAUUGGACUUGAGGAGAUCGAAACUUGGACUAUACAAUUCUGGUCCACUUCAACCUGCUGCUUGAGUGUGCUUAUGCUCCUCUGGAAUGCUAUGAAUGAGCCUGAUGUUGGUUCACAAAAUCGUUCACAUCGUCUUUGGAGGUCGAAGUUUGGUCUAGGUUGUAAGAUCUUAUAUGUGGCUGUGUGCUAUAGUUCUCUAGCAACCAUAUAUCUUAACGGUGUCCGCAUGGCUCUUCUGUUAUCAUGGAUACUCUGUCAUGGGUUCGUUGCCUCUAAAUUAAUUCGGCAUCUUCUUAGUACUUUUCCAGCUUGUGCUUCCAUCGGGGAAGCACUAUUGGUUACAGCUGGAUUUGUUCUCUACUUUGGUGACAUGCUGGGAUGUACUAUUGCUAAGAUUCUUGGGGCUUUUAGUUCGUCAGAUUUGGUUUCUGUUCAGUAUAUGAUGAACAGAAGUGAGAUUAGUCCCAUAAUUCAGGGUCUGCUGCUUGGUAUUCUUCUGUGUCCAGUGGUCUUUAAACAUCUCCACAUGUGGGAAUGCACUUUGAACACGGAAAAUCAUGAAGUUAAGAAAUACUUUGAGAUCCGAAGAUCUAUGAUAUUUUUUGCUCUCCUUGGAUUUAUUUUGAUUGUGGUCGCUCCAUCAUGGAUGAUGUUUGUUCAUGAAUUUAACACGCAUCCUUUCUUAUGGGUCAUAUCCUUUAUAUUUUCAGAACCAUUUAAAAGGCUAUCUUUGUGCGUCUACUGGUUGUCUGUUAUCUGUGCAUCUAUUCUGCGGUUCUACAAUAUCUCAAGAAGUAGCAAGAUUGAGAGAAUUCUUCUUCGCAAAUACUAUCAUCUCAUGGCUGUUUUGAUGUUUCUUCCUGCACUUAUCUUUCAGCCAAGGUUUCUCAAUCUAGCCUUUGGAGCAGCUUUGGCAGUUUUCUUGGCAUUAGAAAUAAUUCGAGUAUGGAGGAUUUGGCCUUUGGGACAACCUGUGCAUCAAUUUAUGAAUGCUUUCACAGAUCACCGUGACUCUGAACUUCUUAUUAUCAGCCACUUCUCGCUUUUAUUGGGAUGCGCACUUCCUAUUUGGAUGUCGUCUGGUUAUAAUGAUCGUCCACUAGCACCUUUUGCUGGAAUUCUGAGUCUUGGAAUUGGAGAUACAAUGGCAUCUGUUGUUGGCCACAAGUAUGGUGUCCUUCGGUGGAGCAAAACUGGCAAGAAAACCAUUGAAGGUACAGCAGCUGGUAUUACAUCUGUCCUUGCUGCUUGCUCCAUUCUACUUCCUCUUAUAGCAUCCACUGGAUAUAUUUUGACAGAGCGGUGGUUGUCUCUCCUCCUAGCCGUCACAGUUAGUGGUUUGUUGGAGGCUUACACAGCACAACUUGACAACGCAUUUAUACCACUAGUGUUCUAUAGCCUUCUUUGCUUGUAGCAUCGUCGACCAACUUAGCCUCUCAUUUAUCCCCUCAAUUUCAAGCCUUGCGUUCAUCAGGUUCGUUGCACUUUUCUUGUACAUAGAAUUCAUACCCUCUGCUGGAAUCUUCAAUACAUAGUUUUCCUUUUCUGUAUCUGAUUUCUGGAUUAGUAUUUUGGUUUCUUAGCUCUUUGCAAUUUAGAUGGUAUACUGUUAGCUGUAGAGAGGGGAGGGAUGGGGACAGAUUUUGUGUAAUUUGUAAUAAUGGGGUGAGGAUCCUUGGAAGAUGGUGUUUUAUUUUGUAGUAAAAUACUGUUGGAAGCUAUCGUUUUAUUUUUUAGAAAUACAUGUAUUACAAUAUAGUACAUAUACUUACUUUUUUGGGCUCAACCAUUGUAAUGAUGGGGAAUCGAAUCAUCGACUUUUGGAUGAUAAUUGGUGCAGUAUCGAUUGAACUAUGCUCGGAUUGAUAAUAUAAUACAUAUGCUUUGAGAAA
Momordica charantia (bitter melon) is the source of this 2656-nucleotide messenger RNA. RefSeq names its product phosphatidate cytidylyltransferase family protein. Gene Ontology annotation, molecular function: dolichol kinase activity. The record is from RefSeq and is a predicted model, not a curated record. Gene Ontology annotation, biological process: dolichyl monophosphate biosynthetic process. Gene Ontology annotation, cellular component: endoplasmic reticulum membrane. Lineage: Eukaryota; Viridiplantae; Streptophyta; Magnoliopsida; Cucurbitales; Cucurbitaceae.